Molecule: messenger RNA, 2123 nt
Organism: Odobenus rosmarus divergens (Pacific walrus)
Lineage: Eukaryota; Metazoa; Chordata; Mammalia; Carnivora; Odobenidae
Gene: PARP3
Product: poly (ADP-ribose) polymerase family, member 3
Exons: 10
Coding region: 312-1907 (531 amino acids)
Cellular component (GO): site of double-strand break
Molecular function (GO): NAD+ poly-ADP-ribosyltransferase activity
Source: RefSeq, a predicted model, not a curated record
CUUUCCCUCCUUCUUCAGGACCCUGGAUUGCUAGAGAGGGUAGGGAAUCGUUCUUCCUUGAGCCGAGGGCAGACUGGACAGGGUCCUGGCCUGGCCCCUGUGAAUGGGAAAAGGGAAAGGGGACUGGUGCAGAGAGCUGGUUUUGGUCUGGGUCAGGGAAUAGGGAAAUGGAGGCAAGGGGAGGCAGUGUGUGUGUGUGGGGGGGUGUCACCAAAGGGCAAACCCAGAGUGGGGCAAGUUGGUGCUGUGCCAGUCAGGUGGGAUACAGAGGCCAUGAAGCCUGAGGGCCCCCUCUGUGCCCCAGAAGAGCCAUGGCUCCAAAGCGCAAGCCGCAGGUGCAAUGUGAGGCCCCUGAACAAAAGAAGGGGCGGCAGGGGGCAGAGGGGGAGGACAGCUUCCGCUCCACUGCCGAGGCCCUCAGAGCUGCGCCCACAGAGAAGCACGUAGUCCGAGUGGACCCAGCAUGCCCACUCAGCCACAGCCCUGGGACCCAGGUGCAUGGAGACUAUGCAUGCACCCUGAACCAGACCAACAUUGGAAGCAACAACAACAAGUUCUACAUCAUCCAGCUGCUGGAAGAGGGUGACCGCUUUGCCUGCUGGAACCGCUGGGGCCGAGUGGGAGAGGUGGGCCAGUCAAAGCUCAGCUACUUCAAGCUCCUGGAGGAUGCAAAGAAGGACUUUGAGAAGAAAUUUCGGGAGAAGACCAAGAACAGCUGGGUGGAGCGUGACCACUUUGUGGCCCACCCGGGGAAGUACACGCUUAUCGAAGUGCAGGGAGACAGCGAGGCCCAGGAAGCCGUGGUGAAGGUGGACGGAGGCCCCGUGAGGGCCGUGGUACAGCGCGUGCGGCCCUGCUCCCUGGACGCCGCCACACGGAAGCUCAUCACCAACAUCUUCAGCAAGGACAUGUUCAAGAAUGCCAUGACCCUCAUGAACCUGGAUGUGAAGAAGAUGCCCCUAGGGAAGCUGAGCAAGCAGCAGAUUGCACGGGGCUUCGAGGCUUUGGAGGCCCUGGAGGUGGCGCUGAGAGCCCCCACGGAUGGUGGCCUCAGCCUGGAGGCACUGUCCUCCCACUUCUACACCGUCAUUCCCCACAACUUUGGCCGCACCCGGCCCCCGCCCAUCAACUCCCCUGAGCUCCUGCAGGCCAAGAAGGACAUGCUGCUGGUGCUGGCCGACAUCGAGCUGGCCCAGGCCCUGCAGGCAUCCCCCGAGGAGGAGGAGGUGGAGGAGGUGCCACACCCACUGGACCGAGACUACCAGCUCCUUAAGUGUCAGCUCCAGCUGCUGGACCCAGAGGCGACCGAGUACAAGGUGAUACACACCUACCUAGAACAGACUGGCAGCAGCUACAGGUGCCCGGCUCUUCAACAUGUUUGGAAAGUGAACCGAGAAGGGGAGGGAGACAGGUUCCGGGCCCACUCCAAGCUGGGUAAUCGGAAGCUACUGUGGCAUGGCACCAACGUGGCGGUGGUGGCCGCCAUCCUCACCAGUGGGCUCCGCAUCAUGCCACAUUCCGGCGGCCGCGUUGGCAAGGGCAUCUACUUCGCCUCAGAGAACAGCAAGUCAGCUGGCUAUGUGACUGGCAUGUCCUGUGGAGCCCACCAAAUUGGCUAUAUGUUCCUGGGGGAGGUGGCACUGGGCAGAGAGCACCACAUCACCAUCGAUGAGCCCAGCUUGAAACAGCCACCCCCUGGCUUCGACAGUGUCAUUGCCCGAGGCCACACAGAGCCUGAUCCAACCCAGGACACUGAGCUGGAGCUGGAUGGCCAGCGAGUGGCAGUGCCCCAGGGCCAGCCUGUGCUCUGUGCAGAGUUCUGCAGCUCCCAAUUCUCCCAGAGCGAGUAUCUCAUCUACCAGGAGAGCCAAUGUCGCCUGCGCUACCUGCUGGAGGUUCACCUCUGAGCUGUCUGCCUACCCCCACCCCUGGGGCUUGCUGGCAGCUAGACCAUCAGCCUUAACCUUCCUGCUCAUCCCUGGUGCCCCCAAAUCUCCCUCUUGUGUCACAGGCAAUGAUCCCCCCCCCUCCAAUCUUUGCUAGCCCUGGCAUGGCCAUGGCCCCAGAGUCUCACCUCCUAAGGUGAUGGGCAUGAGGGACUGCCAUUAUUACUGGGGCACAGA